Molecule: messenger RNA, 1715 nt
Organism: Prunus mume (Japanese apricot)
Lineage: Eukaryota; Viridiplantae; Streptophyta; Magnoliopsida; Rosales; Rosaceae
Product: Ubiquitin-like superfamily protein
Cellular component (GO): nucleus
Molecular function (GO): protein binding
Source: RefSeq, a predicted model, not a curated record
UAGAAACCCGAGAACCAUACAAAAUCCGAUCCCCAAACCCAACUUUAUUUCCUUCUCUCCUUCUUCGACUCGAUUGCCAACAAUCUUGGUCCUUCGAAACCCUAAAAACCCCUUGAAUUGUCAACAAUGGAGGACACCAAAUCCAAGACAUACAACCUCUUUGUGACCCUUUUGGAGGGCAAAACCCUUACCCUAAAAUUCACAGCCCCAGAUGUCUCCGCCGCUUCCAUCAAGAACCGCCUUCUCGAAAUCACCAAAAUACCCCUCCACCACCAGCGUCUGGUUACCGGGACUCGCCAGCUCAAGGAUGAUUCCGUAAUUUCGUGCUCCUCAGACGUGCCGUACUUCCCAACGGUCCAUCUUCUGCUUCGGCUCGUCGGCGGGAAAGGUGGUUUUGGGUCGCUGCUGCGUGGGGCGGCGACGAAGGCCGGGCAGAAGAAAACGAGCAAUUUCGAUGCGUGUCGUGAUAUGAGCGGUCGGAGGCUGCGCCACGUCAAUGCGGAGAAGAAGCUUGAGGAGUGGAGGGCUGAGGAAGAGGAGAGGAGGCUUGAGAAGAAUGCAGAGGACUUUCUGAAAAAUCUGGCGAAGAAGGGCAAAAAGGGAACUGGAGACGCCGAGGCUGAAAAAUAUGUGGCGAAGUAUAGAGCUGAGUCGGAGCGCUGCGUCUCCGAGGUUUUGGAUUCGGUUAAGGAGGCUGUGAGUGGGAAGCGUAAAGGGCCGGCCAAGAAGGCGGUGGCACAGUCGAAAAGGAUGAAAAUUUGGAUGGGCAAGAGAAAAAUGGGUGAAAGUGACAGUGAUACAGAGGAUGAUGACAGUGAUAAUGAAGAUAAAAAGGAGAAAUCCGUUGUAUUAAAUAGUGGGAAUAACUCAGAUUCAAGUAAGGAUGCUGAGGGAAGUUUGGAUUCUGUGACUGGUAGGAAACAGGACGGUGAGAUCUCAGGUGGAGGGUCGGGUGAGAGUGGCUCUGAGGAAGAGAAAGAGAUUGUUGUGCAGGGAACACAGGGUCAAGAAUCUCUUCACAGUGAGAAGAAUGAUGUGGUUGAAUCAGUAAUUCAUGAAGAGAAGAUAGUUAGGAGUGCAAGUACCCCUUAUUCAGAGCCUGAUGCGGUUUUGAAACCUGAAGCAGUGCAAGAGGAAAAGAUGGAUUGCAAUGGACCGGAUAUGGGAAAUCUAGAUGUAGUCGAUCAGUCCCAGGAGGUUUCUAGUUCAGGUGAUGUGAAAGGAAAUGAAACUACAUCAAUUGUUUCUGAAGCCAAUGGUUCUUUGGAAUCCAAUCCACAAGUUCAGGAAGAAACAGUUGCAAGUGGAGACGCUGCAGAGAUAGAGAAGCCACUGAAUUUUGAUGAGUUCAAUUCAGCAGCAGAAAUGGAGGUUCUCGGCCUGGAAAGGUUAAAGUCUGAACUGCAAGCUCGUGGGUUAAAAUGUGGUGGUACUAUGCAAGAGCGCGCUGCUAGGCUUUUUAUGCUAAAAUCUACCCCGAUCGAGAAGAUUCCAAAGAAGCUGCUUGCAAAGAAAUGAGAAUAUAAUGUACUUCUUCUUUUUACUUUGUAGAGGAAAGCCUCUUCUAUAAUGAAUGAACAAGGGGAGUUUAGUGUAUGUUAAUAUUUCAAUCUCUGCCCAGUUGUUGACUAGUUAUGUACUUGUAUGUAUACCUUUGAUGGAUAAUGUCUGAUCCUUUGACUGAUGCAAUUUUCAUGUUGUUUUUUUCAACUUCA